Messenger RNA from Pomacea canaliculata, 2479 nucleotides. RefSeq names its product endoglucanase 4-like. The coding region runs from base 154 to 2325 and encodes 723 amino acids. The record is from RefSeq and is a predicted model, not a curated record. Gene Ontology annotation, biological process: carbohydrate metabolic process. NCBI's taxonomy places the organism in Eukaryota, Metazoa, Mollusca, Gastropoda, Architaenioglossa, Ampullariidae. Gene Ontology annotation, molecular function: hydrolase activity, hydrolyzing O-glycosyl compounds; polysaccharide binding. The transcript is spliced from 16 exons.
AGAAACAAUGUUGAAAGACAGUCUGGAGGUCAGAGAUUGCACUGCUGGUCACGACCUGGAGAUAAGAGCGAAGGUCUCAACAUUAAUUAUAAAAGUGUCACGACUGAGACACUCCAGUGGCUCUCAAGCAGCAGACAAGGCAGACUGUCAGCAAUGUUCUCGCUGGUCCUGUGGGCGGUGCUGCCGCUCUUGGGCUUUGGCAGCAUCACUGUACCCGUCAACAACCACUGGGCGGGUGGAUUCCAGGCUAGAGUCUGUUUUAACAUCGACAAGGACAUGAGUUCCUGGGUCAUCCAUCUGGCUUUCGAUCAACCUGUACAGACCCUUGAUGUGUGGACGGCCAAUGCGCAGAGCACCAGCGCGGACAAGAAGGAAUGGUCGCUGACCAACAAGGAGUGGAACGCAGUGGAGCAUGUCGGGGACGAGCUGUGCAUUGACCUCAUGGGUCACGGCGACGGAGAUAUCGCGCCUGUGAUCACAGCCACCCUGGAGGGAGCGGAAGGUGGCGGGUCGCACCAAGUUAUUACAAGUGCACCCCGCACCACAGUCAACCUCCCUCCAGGUGUCACCACCGCUGAACCUCAGCCUACAGCCCCAUUGUCUGUCCCCGACGGAAACGGUUUCCCCGCCACCACCAGAGUCGCCAACGUCAGGGACGGGCUGUCGGAGCAGUGGCUGACCUUCACCAUCACCGGCCCCACCGUCAUGGGCUGGGUGGUCAAGUUCCGCUGCAACAAGCCAGUCACCAACCUCCACGUGGCAGAUGCCGACGCCCUCAGCCACAACGAGGACAUGACAGAGUGGCUGCUGGUGAACAACGACAACAAGAUCGCCCUCAAGGCGGGAACCUUGGAGAUGAAGAUUGAAGUCAAGCUGGUGAAUGUCCAAGACUCAGCCCCUCAGUGCUCGGCGAUCCUCAUCAACAUGGGCGUAGAUAACUACACGUGCGGCGAGCUACCCAACAAGGCCAACUCCAAGUACAACUAUGACGAUGUCCUGUACAAGUCCAUCUUGUUCUACGAGGCGCAGCGCUCGGGCAAACUUCCGGCCAACAACCGCAUCCCCUGGCGAGGCGACUCCGCCCUCAAUGAUGGAGAUGGCGGGGUGGACCUGACUGGCGGGUGGUAUGACGCGGGAGACUUCGUCAAGUUCAACUUCCCCAUGGCCUGGUCCACGGCCAUCUUGAACUGGGGCUUGCUGCAGUUCAAGGACGCCUACGAGGCCGCAGGUCAGCUGGAGUGGAUGUACGAGAGUGUCAAGUGGCCGCUGGACUACCUGCUCAAGUGUCACGCGUCUGAUGACGUGCUGUACGUGCAGGUGGGUGAUGGAGGUGCGGACCACGGAUCAUGGGGGAGACCCGAGGACAUGAAGAUGGCCAGACCCGCCUUCAAGAUUGACGCCAGCAAACCUGGCUCCGAAGUUGCCAUGGAAACAGCUGUUGCCUUUGUGACUGGCCACUUGGCUUUCAAAGAAAAAGAUCCGCCAUACUCAGCCAAACUGCUGCAACAUGCCAAGUCCCUGUGGGAGUUCGCUGUCACACACAAGGGCAAGUACAGUGAAAGUGUCUCCGCUGCCGCAAGUUACUACAAUUCCGUCAACGUCACGGACGAGUUGUGCUGGGGGUCGCUGUGGUUGUACAAGGCCACCAAGGAACCCAAGUACCUGGAGGAGGCCCUCAAGCACUACGAUGCUUCUCCCGACUGGGGCAUGUCCUGGGACGAUGUCUUCAUCGGCAAUCAGGUGUUGCUGUACGAACUCACGAAGGAGGAGAAGUACAAAGCAGCUGUGGAGGGCACCUUCAAGGAGUGGUUCCCUGGCGGAACUGUCCCCUACACCCCUAAGGGUCUGGCGUACAGACUGCAGUGGGGCGCCCUACGGUACUCGUCCAACAUGGCUAUGGCCGCGCUGAUGGCUGCAGAAGCGGGUAUCCACCCGGACGAGUAUCGCCACUGGGCCAUGUGUCAGAUCCACUACGCCCUGGGGGACACUGGCCGCAGCUUUGUCGUGGGUUUUGGCAAAAAUCCACCCGUCAGUCCUCACCACCGCUCUAGCUCCUGCCCCAACCUACCUGUGCGGUGUAACAUGAACUACCUCCACCUGGACACCCCCAACACUCACAUGCUGUGCGGGGCGCUGGUGGGUGGCCCCGAUAGCUCGGAUGGUUACAAGGACAGCCGCGAGAACUACGUCAACAACGAGGUGGCCUGCGACUACAACGCCGGCUUCCAGACAGCCGUGGCCGGUCUUCGCUCGCUGUUGCUAAGGAACCUGCAUCCCGAGCAGAAGGGCAGCGCCACGUGUCCCUACCAGGGGUCAGCCCCGUGAGCAGGGGUCAGUGCCAAGACUUGUGAUAGACUUACCUGGUCAGCACCUUGCUUCACACUUGCUGUUUGUUUUGAAGGCAUUCGUGUUUCGUUUUCCAUCGAUCGCAGUGUAUUUCUUCUUGAAAAUAAAAUAAACUCGACCUCGUAUAGAAAUA